AUGGCAAUCCAACGACAGGCAUCACCCGUCUGUGAUCUCGGUAUAGGUAGUCUCGGUCAAGGAUUACUUGGGUACGCGCAAUUUCCAGGUGGCCCUCCUGAGACCGAUGGUGUGGUUAUCGAUCAUACAGCAUUCGGGACCAUGGGGACUGCAAGGGCGCUAUUUAACCUAGGCCGCACCACAACCCACGAAAUCGGUCACUAUCUGAACUGCUUUUACAUAUGGGGUGAUGAUAAGCUAAUGUAUACUGGCUCGGAUCAGUGCGAAGACACGCUGAACCAAGCUGGAUACAACAGAGGAAAGCCGACGUUUCCUAAUAUCUUAUGUAAUAACGGACCUAACGGGGACCUCUUUAUAAACUACAUAGACUACACAGAUGAUGUAGUCUAUACCAUGUUUACCAAGGGCCAGGUCAAACAGAUGGAUGCGACUCUGUCGGGACCGAGGUCCUCGCUAGUGGUGUCGAAUUUUCAGGAGCCUAUCUUGCAAACGGGUACUGCACUCCACAACACAGACGAUACAUUCGAUUUCGCAAUAACAGACUGGAAUAGCGAUAGACGUCAAGACCUCAUUGCCAUUAAAAAGAGUAACACCGGUUCAAACAGCACGGAGGUGCAUAUUCUCUCAGGGGCUUCAAGAUUUCAACAAUUCAUCCUGCAGACAGGAACUGCACUUUACAAUACAGAUAAUACAUUCGAUUUUACAAUAACGGACUAG
This is a messenger RNA of Trichoderma harzianum CBS 226.95, 717 nucleotides long. RefSeq lists its product as hypothetical. The transcript has 2 exons. NCBI's taxonomy places the organism in Eukaryota, Fungi, Ascomycota, Sordariomycetes, Hypocreales, Hypocreaceae. Gene Ontology annotation, molecular function: metallopeptidase activity. The record is from RefSeq and is a predicted model, not a curated record. Bases 1 to 717 code for a protein of 238 amino acids.